Cucumis melo (muskmelon) is the source of this 2507-nucleotide messenger RNA. It is a transcript of the gene ETR2, whose product is annotated as ethylene receptor. Gene Ontology annotation, molecular function: ethylene binding; ethylene receptor activity; protein binding. Lineage: Eukaryota; Viridiplantae; Streptophyta; Magnoliopsida; Cucurbitales; Cucurbitaceae. Gene Ontology annotation, cellular component: endoplasmic reticulum; endoplasmic reticulum membrane. Gene Ontology annotation, biological process: phosphorelay signal transduction system; response to ethylene. The record is from RefSeq and is marked provisional.
AUGUUAAAGGCAUUGCCAUCUGGGUUUCUGAUUUUGUUAUUACUGGCAUCUGUUUCUGCUGCCGACAACGGAUUUCCGAGAUGUAAUUGUGAUGACGAGGGUAGUUUAUGGAGCAUCGACAGCAUUUUGGAGUGUCAGCGUGUGAGUGAUUUUUUGAUUGCUGUGGCCUACUUUUCUAUUCCUAUUGAACUCCUCUAUUUCGUUAGUUGCUCCAAUGUGCCCUUCAAAUGGGUUCUAUUUCAGUUUAUUGCCUUCAUUGUUCUAUGUGGGUUGACCCAUUUGCUCAAUGGUUGGACUUAUGGCCCCCACUCUUUCCAGUUGAUGCUAGCUCUCACCGUCUUCAAAAUUCUUACCGCCCUGGUUUCCUGUGCUACUGCUAUAACCCUCAUCACACUUAUUCCUUUACUUCUCAAGGUGAAAGUGAGAGAGUUUAUGUUGAAGAAGAAGACAUGGGAUCUCGGAAGAGAAGUUGGUAUGAUACUGAAGCAGAAAGAAGCUGGCUUACACGUUCGGAUGCUUACUCAAGAGAUCCGCAAGUCUCUUGAUCGACAUACGAUACUUUACACGACCAUGUUUGAGCUGUCUGAAACUUUGGGUUUGCACUACUGUGCAGUUUGGAUGCCUAAUGAGAGCAAGACGGUGAUGAAUUUGACUCAUGAGUUGAAAGAUAGGAGCUUCUCAAAUGGAUACAAUGUUUCUAUACCAAUAAGUGAUUCCGAUGUCAUUAAAAUCAAGGGCAGCGAUGGUGUUAAUGUUCUUGGGCCUAAUUCGGCCCUUGUUGUUGCUAACUGUGGCGAGUCUGAUGAACGUGGUCCUGCAGCAGCGAUUAGGAUGCCAAUGCUACGUGUCUCCAACUUUAAGGGAGGAACUCCUGAGAUAGUUCCAACUUACUAUGCGAUUUUGGUUUUAGUUCUCCCUGGUGGACAACCUAGAUCUUGGAAUAACCAGGAACUAGAGAUAAUAAAGGUGGUUGCUGACCAGGUGGCUGUUGCUCUCUCCCAUGCUGCUCUUCUGGAGGAGUCCCAGCUCAUGAGAGAUAAACUGGCUGAGCAGAAUCGAGAUCUGCAACAGGCCAAGGAGAAUGCUAUGAUGGCAAGCCAAGCUAGAAACUCCUUCCAGAAGGUAAUGAGUGAUGGGAUGAGGAGACCUAUGCACUCCAUCAUGGGUUUGCUUUCAAUGUUGCAGAAUGAGAAUAUGAAUGAUGACCAACGAAUUAUACUUGAUGCUAUGGUGAGGACUGGCAAUGUUGUAUCUACAUUGAUAGAUGAUGUUAUGGAAGAUCCAAUUAAGGAUAGUGCAAGAUUUCCUUUGGAGUUGGAGAUGAGAUCUUUUAGGUUACAUUCUAUGAUAAAGGAGGCAGCUUGUCUUGCCAAGUGCUUGUGUGCAUAUAAGGGCUUUGGUUUUGCCUUUGAAGUUCAGAGGUCUCUCCCUGAUCAUGUCAUGGGCGAUGAAAGAAGGGUUUUUCAGGUGCUUUUGCAUAUGGUGGGGAGCCUAUUAAAUGACAUCAACCAGGGAGGAGGAUAUGCUUUGUUUCGGGUUGUGGCCGAGAGUGGAAGUCAGGGACGGAAUGACCAAAGGUGGGGUAAUUGGAGGCAAAGCUCUUCUGAUGGGGAUGCCUUUAUCAGAUUUGAGAUUGGGAUAAAUAAGAGCAAUUCUCAAUCAGAGGGCUCUAUUCCAAAUGUGGUAUCUGGUGAUCGGAGAUACGCCAGUGAUGGAGCUGAGGAACGCUUGAGUUUUACCAUCUGCAAGAAGCUUGUUAAGUUGAUGCAAGGGAACAUAUGGGUAAUCCCUAAUCCUCAAGGAUUUACACGAAGCAUGGCACUUGUUCUUCGUUUUCAACUUCGACCCUCCAUAGCAGUGGCCAUGCCUGAACCUGGAGAAUCAUCAGAACAUCCACACUCCAAUUCCAUCUUCAGAGGAUUGCAAGUUAUUUUAGCCGAUGCAGAUGACAUGAACAGAGCUGUGACACGAAAAAUGCUCGAGAAGUUGGGCUGCAACGUGACUGCUGUUUCUUCUGGAUAUGAAUGUCUCACAGUCAUGGCACCAGCUGGUUCUUCGAUCCAAGUGGUGCUCUUGGAUCUUCACAUGCCAGAAUUAGAUGGUUUUGAAGUUACAACAAGGAUUCGAAAGUUUAGAAGCCAGAAUUAUAGGCCAGUGAUCAUUGCAUUAACUGCAAGUGCCGGUGAAGAUUGGGAGAGAUGCGUGCAGAUUGGGAUGAACGGUGUCAUACGAAAACCGGUUCAGUUACAGGGAAUCGCCCAUGAGCUUCGCCGUGCUCUGCUGCAAGCAAGUAAGGUUGUGUGAGGAGGAAUAGAGAACCUGGCAGUUAAUGUUUAUGUGCAAAAAUCUGGUUAUCUUGAUAGAGAGGUAGCAAGCAAAUAUAAUUAGUCUCUGACCUCAAAAGUCUGAGUUUCCCCAUCAAAUCUCUUCCGCCAGAGAGGAAUGUUACGAACUCGAAAAAAUGUUCAACAAUUUCACAGUGAAAAAUGGUAUACAAUAGUUGUCCC